This is a messenger RNA of Miscanthus lutarioriparius, 1182 nucleotides long. NCBI's taxonomy places the organism in Eukaryota, Viridiplantae, Streptophyta, Magnoliopsida, Poales, Poaceae. The record is from the annotation of a GenBank genome assembly.
AUGGACGGGGGAAGAGAGCAGCAGGCGCCGCCGGAGGGGCAUCCCGGUAAGAACCUCAUCAAGAUCCCGUCCUAUCAGGAGGUCUUCGACACCGGCGCCACCUCCUCUUCCUCGAAGCCGGCCUCCUACAACCCUCCUCUAGCCAGCUCCGGCGGCGCCGCCGUUUCAUCCUCGUCGUCGUCCUUGGGAUCAUUCUCGCAGGAUUUCUCCUUCCUCAAGUCCUCCGAGUUCUACUCCCCUCCGCCGCCGCCUCCCCAGCCCACCACCACCACCCCGAGGCCGCCUCAGGCUAGCCCCUCAGCGCCGACGCCCCAGAGCAAGAACGCCAUUCUCGUCAGUCAUAGGCAGAGAGGGAACCCUCUGCUGAAGCACAUCAGGAAUGCUAGGUGGACGUUCGCAGAAGUCGUGCCGGACUAUGUGCUUGGGCAAUCGUCAUGUGCCUUGUACUUGAGUAUCAGGUACCAUCUUCUACAUCCAGACUACUUGUACUAUCGGAUAAGAGAGCUGCAGAAGAAUUUCAGGCUGCGUGUCAUCUUGUGCCAUGUUGAUGUUGAAGAUGUAAUCAAGCCUUUGCAUGAAAUUACAAGAACAGCGCUGCUUCAUGACUGCACCCUCUUGUGUGGUUGGAGCCUGGAGGAAUGUGGUCGGUACUUGGAGACUAUUAAAGUAUAUGAAAACAAGCCAGCUGACAUUAUUCGUGAGCACAUGGAUAACGACUAUCUAUCACGGUUGACGCAUGCGCUUACAUCCAUUCGGCAUGUUAAUAAAACAGAUGUUGUCACACUUGGUUCAUCUUUUGGGUCACUCUCACAAAUCAUGAAUGCUUCUAUGGAGGAGCUGGCUCGAUGCCCAGGAAUUGGUGAGCGGAAGGUAAAACGACUCUAUGAUAGCUUCCAUGAGCCGUUCAAACGGGUUUCUGCCCGACCAAACCUUGUAGUACCUGAUACCCCAGACCGAGAGAAAGCAAAAGGUCAACCUUCAUCUACUGAUGACAGUUUGCAAGAUGCGGUGGAAAAGCCAGAUGCGUCGAAGAAGAAGAAAGGCUCUGAUGUAAGGUCAGCCCUUACCGCUGCCUUUGCCAAGUACUCAGAGAAGAUCCGCAGCCAGGGCCGCGAUGCAGCAAACGAGGCCGGUGAAGGUACUAGCAGCUCAACCAUGGAAGCUGACAGGGCGAGAGACUGA